This is a messenger RNA of Darwinula stevensoni, 3073 nucleotides long. The record is from the annotation of a GenBank genome assembly. NCBI's taxonomy places the organism in Eukaryota, Metazoa, Arthropoda, Ostracoda, Podocopida, Darwinulidae.
GGUGGAUUCGUUUGCCGAAGGAUGAGCGUGGGAGGGCAUAAGCGUAAACGCGGCAUUCGUUUCCUCUGACUCAUCGAUUUUGUAGCCAUUCACAUCGCGAGGGUUUAUCUGUCACAGGAUGCAGCGUGGUUGGCGUGAAUUACGUUUUAAAGCUUCACGUGGGAUUCUGUUAUCUUAUAAUGCGUAUGGGAUGAAAGCAUCGUCCUGAGGCUGAUUUCAGGAGCAAUUAAGCCUGUGCCUCAUACAAGUCGGGACGUGAAUUAUUGUGAGCCUAACCGAAGUUUUUUAACAGGUUGAAUUAAGCGGGAUUGGCAGUCUACGGUCGUGGGCUGCCGUGCCUGUAGAAGAGGAAGGGGAAUAGGAUGGGGAAUAUUUACACGGUGGGACCCAAUGAAGCCCUCGUGGUCUCGGGUGAUGACAAUCACACCCAAGUGUGAGCACGUGGAAACAGCUCAGGGAGUCCCGCUAACAGUGACUGGGGUUGCCCAGUGCAAGAUCAUGACAGCACCUGAACUGUUGCAGACUGCAUCAGAGCAGUUCUUGGGGCGGCAAGUCAAUGAGAUCAAGGAGACCAUCCUGCAGACCCUGGAGGGGCAUCUUAGGGCUAUUUUGGGUACACUGUCUGUUGAGGAGGUAUACAGGGAUCGUGAUCAGUUUGCCCAACUGGUCCGAGAAGUGGCAGCACCCGAUGUAGGUCGGAUGGGGAUCGAGAUCCUCUCGUUCACCAUCAAGGACAUCUAUGAUGAUGUCAUGUACCUAGGCUCCCUUGGGAAAACUCAGACAGCAGCUGUGAAAAGGGAUGCUGAUAUUGGAGUAGCACAGGCCAAUCGGGAUGCUGGAAUCAGGGAAGCUGAAAGUGAGAAAGCAGCCAUGGAUGUCAAGUAUACAACUGAUGCCAAGAUUGAGAAUAAUGCUCGGAUGUACAAACUGCAGAAGGCACAAUUUGAAGCUGAAAUUGGGACUGCUAAAGCUGAGUCCCAGCUGGCAUACGAGCUGCAGGCAGCUAAGAUCAAGCAGAAGAUCCGUAGUGAGGAGAUCCAGAUCGAUGUGGUGGAGCGGCGCAAGAUGAUAGAAGUGGAAGAGCAAGAAAUCAAGAGGAAAGACAAGGAGCUGAUGGGAACUGUGAAACUUCCUGCUGAAGCUGAAGCAUACAGACUGGAGCAGAUUGCUAUUGGCAAAAGAACACAGACAGUAGCUAUGGCAAUAGCAGAGAGUGAGCGAACAAAGCUGCUGGGAUCUGCUGAAGCGGGUGCAAUUGAAGCUGUUGGUAAGGCAGAGGCAGAGCGUAUGCGUAUGAAGGCAGCUGCCUACAAACAAUAUGGGGAUGCUGCUGUCAUGUCUCUUGUCUUGGAUGCCUUGCCAAAGAUAGCAGCUGAAGUUGCAGCUCCUCUGGCCAAAACAGAAGAGAUAGUGCUCCUAGGAGGAGAGCCUGGUGUAGCCAAUGAAAUCUCAAGACUCCUAGGAACUGUGCCUCCUGCUGUGCAGGCUCUGACUGGUGUUGAUGUUUCCAAGGAAAUCGAUGAAACUUUGCUGACGGUGGCUUCUGCCAUGCUCCUACGGUGGGAAGAAGAGGUCCUGACAUCUUUCAGAGAUUUUCAAGGUGGUGGAGGAGGAGGAGGAGGAGGACGGUAUUAUGGCUACGAAGGCCAACGUCAGCACAAGCCGAUCCCAAAGGAGCCACCAUAUACUGCAUUCAUAGGAAAUCUUCCCAAUGGUGUUGUCCAAGGCGACAUUGAAGCCAUUUUCAAGACACUUAAAGUUCGUCACGUGCGACUCGUGCACGACAAGGAGACCGAUCGGUUCAAGGGGUUUUGUUACGUGGAGUUUGAUGACCCAGAGAGUUUGAAACAGGCUCUGGAGUAUAAUGGAGCCCUGUUGGAAGACAAGCAGAUCAAGGUGGACGUUGCUGAGGCCCGUCAGAGGGACAAGACCGGAGGAUUCUCCCGUGGUGGACCAGGCUCUGGUCCCAUGGGCAUGGGCUUUGGUCGAGGAGGAGGACGUGGUGGUGGUGGUGGAGGAGGUGGGGGGAGAUAUGGGGACGACUUUGGAGGGAGAGGAGGAGGUGGACGUGGAGGUGGCAGUGGCGGUGGUGGUGGUGGGUAUGGAGGGCAGAGUCCCCGUGGUUCGACAUUCUUCCCUCAGGACCGAGACAGAAGGGGGGGGGGAGGGGGAGGGGGAGUUGGAGGAGGAGGGGGGGGAGGAGGAGGAGGAGGAGGAAGUGGUGGUGGAGGAUUUAUGGACCGAGGUGGACCUCGGAGUGGUGGGCCAUCAAAUAUCAUGCGUCAGAGGAGGGACUCUGACCGACACAGUGAAGACUUACGAGAACCCACUGCAGAGGAGGCAGCAGCACGACCAAAGCUGAAGUUGCUUCCUCGGACAGUGGCAGCUCCCGUGAACCAGUUAGCAGACACGACUCAGCGAAACACCAUCUUUGGUGGUGCGAGACCACGAGAUGAGCGCGUCUACGAGAAGGAGCGGAAGGAUUCAGGCUCGGAACAAGAGCAGGAGAGAAAUCACACAUGAGAUGCUCCAGUGCAGUGACAGGUGAUGUUGGACUCUCUUUAUGUGUACAAAACUCCCAAAGGUCAUGAUUGAAGAUGAUGUUAAUGAAGUGAAAGCUCCAUCGAAAAAAAAGGAAAAAGCGCUCUGAUUCACUAUUUUAAGGAGACAGAAACAACAAAAAGUACAGCAACAGAGCCUUUUUUUCAUCUUCUCUGUUAUUUAGUUUUGGUUGUUUCCUGCUUUCUUUUGUAAGGAUCGAUUUAAUUGCAUUUCCCCGGCUUUUGCACGAGUGUGGAAAGUUAAUGAAUAAAUCAUGGGAUGCAGCCAACAAAAGUUGUUUUUGGUGGAUUGGUGUUUUCAAUUGCAGAGGAAAUGCAACUCAUGAUCUCUCCCUUUUUGGCCAUCCAUUGGCUUGCAUUGAUUCCAUCGCUAUACUUCUUGCAUGUGAUAAGACCAUGUUCUCCCUCCCCCUCCCUCCUCAUCACACAUCUCCUGUCAAUCUCUGUCUGUCUCGCUGUGAGAUGACUUGUGUUUGAUUUCGGCAUCAAGUGAAUAAAUGGAUUCGAUAGUG